Rotaria sp. Silwood1 is the source of this 531-nucleotide messenger RNA. Lineage: Eukaryota; Metazoa; Rotifera; Eurotatoria; Philodinida; Philodinidae. The record is from the annotation of a GenBank genome assembly.
AUGUCACUCUCUAAACUUGAAUCAUUUCCGAAUGAAAUAUUAACUGAUAUUAUUGAGAAAUAUAUUCAUGGUGUGGAUCUACUAAGAGCUUUUAGCUUUCAGCUUAAUCGACGAUUUGAUUCACUCAUUAUUCAAUCUCAACGACUUCGUUUUGAUUUUAUUCAAUGUCAUAAAGAUGAUUUUCGUUUGUGUAUGAGUCUUUUACCAGCUUAUAUCGAUAAAAUAGAAGAAUUAGCCAUAUCAGAACAAGAUACACCUGGUCAAGUUUAUGCUUUUCUAUCUUUUUUUCCAUUGUUUACAUUAUUUAAACGACUUCGAAAGCUUUAUUUUCAUUUUAAUGGUGAAGCUAUUAGUUGGAGCAUUCUUGAAAAUGCUCUUAAUUCACUAUUACAAACGACGAUCGAAACUCUAUCAAUCAAAGCAAGUAUAAAAGAAAAUGAAUUCUCACUAGGAAAUACUAUUGUUCAUAUUUUUGGCUUCAAAUCGUUAAAAAGAUUUUCUCUCUCGAGCGAUUUCUAUGUUAUGAACUGA